Pistacia vera is the source of this 846-nucleotide messenger RNA. Its product is annotated as STS14 protein-like. Bases 64 to 615 code for a protein of 183 amino acids. Lineage: Eukaryota; Viridiplantae; Streptophyta; Magnoliopsida; Sapindales; Anacardiaceae. The record is from RefSeq and is a predicted model, not a curated record. The transcript has a single exon.
UGUAUUGUACUCUACAAAUAAUUCGACCCUUUAAGAAAGCAUUUGAUUGAGAUCAACAAAGAAAUGGCGAAACCAUUGCUUGCACUGUUGGUUCUAGCCCUGUUCCUCCCCUCAGUUUAUGGCGUUGUCCCAGUGGGAAGCCCGACCAGCAGCAACUCAGGCACCGGUGUUCCAGACGUCGCAGUAACAAGUGUAGCCAAGGAGUUCCUUGAACCUCACAACCAAGCAAGAGCUGCAGUUGGAGUUGGUGCUCUCAAGUGGAGUGAAAAUCUAGCCAAUGCCUCUGGCCGCCUUGUUAGAUACCAAAGAAACAAAAUGGGGUGCCAAUUUGCUAACCUGACGAAUGGCAAAUACGGUGCAAACCAAUUCUGGGCAAGCGGCACGACGGCGACGCCACGCAUGGCGGUUGACACUUGGGUCAAGGAGAAAAACUACUACAAUCAUGCUAAUAACUCAUGUGCACCAAAUCACAUGUGCGGUGUUUACACACAAGUGGUAUGGAGGAAAUCUCUGGAGCUGGGGUGUGCUCAAGCUACUUGUGCUAAGGAGCAGGUUACUUUAACCAUAUGUUUUUAUAAUCCUCCUGGAAAUUAUGAGGGAGAAAGCCCGUAUUAGAUAAAUUAACUUGUAGUGUAGCCUGGUCUCGUUUUCUGUAUGCAAAGUUUAGGGUCCAAAUUCUGUCUCUUUUGUUUAAGAGAGAAUCAGGGUUCAGGAAUAGCAGUUUAGUGCUCAAUAAUUUUGAUUCAACCAUUCAAACCUGAGCUCUGCUUUGAUAUUAGAAUUUGGAUAUUAUCAUGUUUUAUCAAUAAAAGAAGGGCUUCUGUAGAUUAACAUGAUGGCAAUUAU